AUGGCGACACCGGCAGCCACAAAGCGCCUCACCAGAGAAUAUGCCACCAUUUCAAAAUCUCCACCGCCCUACAUUACCGCACAUCCCUCGGACCGGAACAUCCUCGAGUGGCACUACAUCAUCACCGGCCCGCCAGACACGCCGUACGAGGGCGGACAGUACUGGGGCACCCUCAACUUCCCACCAGACUAUCCCUUCGCCCCGCCUGCCAUUCGCAUGCACACACCCUCUGGCCGCUUUCAGCCCAGCAGCCGGUUGUGCCUGAGUAUAUCCGACUUUCACCCUAAGAGCUUCAAUCCCGCCUGGGAAGUCAGCACCAUCCUCACUGGCCUGCUGAGUUUCAUGACGAGCGAGGAGAUGACGACGGGUAGUGUCCGCGCAUCCGACGCAGAGCGUAAACUCUUUGCACAGCGCACGAGAUGGUGGAACAGUACAGGUGGUGGCACAAAGGCGAUCGGCUCGGGCAACGCGGCCGGCGGUCAAAACGGCAACAUCAGGGCAGGCGACGGCGGUGCAAAGUUCCGACACGAAUGGCCCGACGUAGACGAGGAGAACCUUAGGUGGAUGAAGGAAAAGCGCAUCGAUCCCGCCACGGGUUUACCCCGGCCUGCCCCUUCACCCGCACAACACCCACCUUGCUCGCCGGACGUCUCGGGCCUGAGACGGCGACCCGGUACCAGCGCAACGGUCGUUCAGGACGCUGCGCAAAUAGCACGGGAUGCAGGCCAGAGUUGGUUGAGUCGCAACAAGUGGAGGAUUCUCCUUGGCACAAUGAUGCUCUACAUCCUGGUGGCGAGGGUCCUAGGUGACGGCGCAAUCGCUUCUCCUGCUUAA
Molecule: messenger RNA, 834 nt
Organism: Bipolaris zeicola 26-R-13
Lineage: Eukaryota; Fungi; Ascomycota; Dothideomycetes; Pleosporales; Pleosporaceae
Exons: 1
Coding region: 1-834 (277 amino acids)
Source: RefSeq, a predicted model, not a curated record